AUGAAAACUAGAAAUUGGGAAAGCAAGAAACAACGAUUAGAAAAUCUUAACCGAAAAAAUGAAUUAAAGAAACAAAAAAGUGUCCAGUAGAUUUCUGACACGAAUAGAAAUUUUUUCUGCAAUUUUUCAACCUUUUUUCAACUAAAUAUGGAUUUAAAAAUUCCAUGUGUUGAGUAUUAAGCCUUCAUAUUUAGAUUUUUAUCAGAACAAUUACAUAUUCAAGAACUUUUUACAAAUCAAUAAAUUUUUGAAUUGUAAUAGGAAUUGUCUAAAUAAUGGAUUCCCAAAAUAAAAAAGAAUUGGAGUGAGGAAGAUAAACAAAUUUUAAUAUGGAUUGUAUUGAAAAUCUGUUCUAGAGAUAGCAUCCCCAUUAGAAAAAUUCCAAACAAAGUAUGGGAGGAAGUAGAGCAAUUAAUCAGCAGGAGGACUUUUGAAUAAUGUAAAAUAAAAUGGAAUGAUUUAUUGAAAUUAUCCUUAUAACAACUACCAUGGACAUAAGAAUAAGAUGAAUAUUUAAUAUAAUUGAUUAACAAGGAGUAAGGAAUGUUGAACAAAUGGUGCAUUAUAGCAAAUUUAUUAAAUGCAUAGUUUAAAGAAUCUCCGAGAACUGGAAAACAGUGCAGAGAGAGAUGGAACAACCAUCUGAAUCCAGAUAUAAAUAGACAUUAAUGGAGUUUAGAGGAAGAUAUUGAAUUGUUAGAGUUAGUAAAAAAGAAGUAGAGAAAAUGGGCUUACAUUUCAAAAAUAUUAAAAUCAAAAAGAAGUGAAAAUGCAGUGAAAAAUCGUUAUAAUUGCUUAUUGAAAAAAAAUAAUUGUUAAUCCAUUACAAGUUUGAUUGAUUUAUUGAAGAAAAAGUAUAAAUCCGAAAAUCCAGAGGCUCCUUUAUUAAAUAUAAAAAAAAGAAAAUUAAUACAUAUGCCAUAAAUUUAACAAGUAUAAAACUAAAAAAUGAAUACUGAGUUCAGUAUCUAAUAAUUUGAUAUUAACGAUAUUAAUCAGCUAAAAUGUCUGACUCCUGCUUUUUACGAUUCUAAGAAUUAAAUCCUAUUCAUAAGCAAUAAAAAUCAAUUGGUUUCUUUCUUAAGUAACCAAAUGAUUAAAGUUGAAAGUGAUUAAAAUAUCUAACAUUUUGAUCAAAACAAUUAAUAGCAUGAAUUCUCUAAUUAAAUGAGUGGUUUAUUAAAUUUAGUAGAUUCAUCAAAUUUUGCAAAAUUUGUACCCUGUUUAUUUGCCAAUCAAUAAAUACCAAUUUAAUAAGAAAAGAAAUCUUAGUUUAAUAUUCCUAACAUCCCUGCAGUUAGAAUAGAAUAAACUAAUUCAGAGAGAGUACCAAAAAGUAAGCUUUCCUUUUUUUCCUCAAAAUUUAUUGAUCUUAAGGAUAGAGUUGCUAUGGAAUAGGAAGAAAACAAUUAAUAAAUUAAAAAUUGUAAAUGA
Molecule: messenger RNA, 1434 nt
Organism: Paramecium tetraurelia
Lineage: Eukaryota; Ciliophora; Oligohymenophorea; Peniculida; Parameciidae
Exons: 6
Biological process (GO): regulation of DNA-templated transcription
Cellular component (GO): nucleus
Molecular function (GO): RNA polymerase II cis-regulatory region sequence-specific DNA binding; DNA-binding transcription factor activity, RNA polymerase II-specific
Source: RefSeq, a predicted model, not a curated record